UAUAUAUGUACCUAGGUACCUAAGCCUUACAGGUACGGGUCCCGUCUCUUGUACUAUGUAUUGUUGCCUCAGCCUUUCCAGAAUUCAAUUCGCAGCAUUCAACAACGUCAGAGCUUUGAUACCUGAUACAAACAACACCACCAAUCCUGGCUUUUAUUAGCAACUGAAGACCGGCCUUCGCCAGAUCCCCCACCAUGUCUCGCCGCUACGAUUCCCGAACCACUAUCUUCUCGCCUGAAGGUCGCCUGUAUCAGGUCGAAUAUGCGCUAGAAGCCAUAUCCCACGCUGGAACUGCGAUCGGAAUCCUCGCCAAAGAUGGCAUCGUCUUAGCCGCAGAGCGCAAGGUCACAUCGAAGCUGUUAGAGCAAGAUACUUCAGCGGAGAAGCUCUACAUCCUGAAUGACAACAUGAUCUGUGCAGUCGCGGGCAUGACAGCCGACGCAAACAUCCUCAUCAACUAUGCCCGACAAGCCGCCCAACGGUACCUCCUAACCUACAACGAAGACAUUCCAUGCGAGCAGCUGGUGCGAAGACUGUGCGAUCUCAAGCAAGGCUAUACUCAACACGGUGGACUACGACCGUUUGGCGUGUCAUUCAUCUAUGCGGGAUGGGAUCCCCAGCGACAAUUCCAGCUCUACCUGAGCAACCCUUCGGGUAACUACGGCGGUUGGAAGGCGACAAGUGCCGGUGCCAACAAUGCAAGCGCUUCAAGUUUGUUAAAGCAGGACUACAAGGAGGAUUGUACGUUGAAGGAGGCCUGUGGUAUGGCGGUUAAGGUGCUAAGCAAGACAAUGGACUCAACGAAACUGAGCAGCGAAAAGAUUGAAUUCGCAACGGUGGGACAGACAAAGGACGGUAAGAUCUACCACCGGCUUUGGAGCGCGGAUGAAAUCACUGCGCUCUUAAAGGAGCAUGACCUCGCAAAGGAUGAGAGCGCGGAAGAUAAAUAAGGGAGAUUUCUAGAUGAUAGACUUUCCGUCGGUUUAAAAGCACCCGGAGUUAGUCAUGUAGGUAUCAAUAUCAAAUGAUAGGAACAUCAGCUGAGUUGACGUUGGUAUAUUAUAUACCUUAGAUUAGGUACAUAUACCACGUCCGGGUCAACCGUUUUGUGCACCGCGGUAUUGGGAGCUUCAGCUGAUCCAGGACUGUUUAUUCCGUAAUCCUGGACGAGUUAUAGAUACGUGAAAGAAGAUAAUGCUCAAGACUUCUUCGAAAUGCCAUGCCCGUCAUACACGUAACUCUCCCAUGUCUACCUGAGGUUAGGUAGGUUAGGUACCUACCUAGGCACCCAAAAGGCCAAAACAGUUCCAAGUACGAAGCUUGUUUCUACCAGCAGUGAUGUGAUUACUUUAGGUACCUAUGUACCCGAAGGUUACCUAGGUAGGUACCUAGGAGGUAGGAGGUACCGGGCACUUUAUUAUCGGACACAAUGUUGAUCCCUCCGACCUGAGUUGGGCAGAGUACCUAGGUAUCUACCUCUUUCCACCAUCCAAAAGCCAAUUAGUGCCUCCACAUGUCGCA
Molecule: messenger RNA, 1521 nt
Organism: Daldinia caldariorum
Lineage: Eukaryota; Fungi; Ascomycota; Sordariomycetes; Xylariales; Hypoxylaceae
Product: proteasome
Exons: 6
Coding region: 195-950 (251 amino acids)
Biological process (GO): ubiquitin-dependent protein catabolic process
Cellular component (GO): proteasome core complex, alpha-subunit complex; cytosol; nucleus
Source: RefSeq, a predicted model, not a curated record